AUGAUCUGCAUUUCCUCAGCCACCCCAACUCUUGAUUGUGGUUCUUGUGGCAGACCAAAGCACAAACACCCUAAGACUCCUAAGACUCCUAAAGGUCCCAUUAUACUCCCUCCUCUGCCAGUUCCUCCAAUUGUUAAGCCACCAGUCACCCUCCCUCCACUGCCAGUUCCUCCAAUUGUUAAGCCACCAGUGACACUCCCUCCCGUGACUCUUCCUCCUGUCACGGUUCCUCCAGUGACUACAAAGCCACCAAAGGGAAAGCCAUGCCCACCACCUCCAUCAAACAAGGAUACAUGCCCUAUUGAUACACUAAAACUCGGAGCUUGUGUCGAUCUUCUUGGUGGGUUAGUGCACAUUGGCCUUGGUGAUCCAGUUGUGAACCAGUGCUGCCCAGUUCUUAAAGGACUUGUUGAACUUGAAGCUGCAGUCUGCUUGUGCACCACUCUCAAAAUCAAGGCUCUUAACCUCAAUAUCUUUGUCCCACUUGCUCUUCAACUCCUUGUUACUUGUGGGAAGACACCACCUCCUGGUUACACUUGCUCUCUCUAA
Molecule: messenger RNA, 549 nt
Organism: Dovyalis caffra
Lineage: Eukaryota; Viridiplantae; Streptophyta; Magnoliopsida; Malpighiales; Salicaceae
Source: the annotation of a GenBank genome assembly